UUAACCCCCGAUCGAUUCGGGAAAUUUUUAUAUCCUGACAUAAAUUUGACCUCUUCUUAGGCAUAGGCAUAAGCAUAGGCAUAGGAAGAACACUUUUGCUAGCUGAUUCAAAAGUCUUCGUCAGGUGUUUCUCCUAUACCAGCUUUCAACACCGGUCUCUCGAAAUCCAUUAUAUCUUAGCCGCCUUCGAUCCCAUCUGCUCAUCAUUAUUGCCCCUCGAGACAACCGCUAGCAAAUAUGAGACUCGAGAUUCGAUCGAACUGAGCGACCCGUUGGAAGCAUGACAGACUAUCUCUUGCUUCAAUUACACCCCGAGCCUCCAUUCUGGCCACCUCAGCAAAGAUGGCUCCCGUAGCACAUCUGCCGGGCAUAGCAUCCCUUACUGAAUCCCUCGCAUCCUAUGCUAUCAUCACGAAACGUAACUCCACUCGAAAUUCGGACUUCAACGACCCAGAAACCGUAGCCCUUAUGACGAUCUCCCUCAUCACAGCUUUUAUUAGUGUAUUUGCGGCUCUAUGCGCAUUUUACUGGUUUGUCAGGAUGAGGAGGAGUUUCCGCCACGAUUUGAUCAUGCUUUUGAUUCAGAGCGACAUGACCAAGGCCCUCUGGCUUGUGGUCUGCCCGCUAGCUUUCUUCGCUAGGAAACCGAUCGACUCGGGGUCAACCGCAUGUCAAGUCCUAGGCUUUCUCCUUACUAUGAGCAUCGAGGCCUCGGAUAUUGCUGUUCUCUUGAUCGCUGUACACACGGCCUUGUUUAUUCUUAGGCCCCGAAAUUCCAGUGGCGCAGCUGGUUUAUAUCCAUAUAGACGAAUAGCGUACAUCUGCUGGGCCAUCAUUCCCAUCAUAUUAGCAGCAGUCGUACCAAUCACGGGCGGCCGUUUCGAAGAUAAUGGUCCCCAAUGCUAUCUACCUGCUCGUCCUACAUGGUAUCUCCGUGGUCUCAGUUGGAUCCCACGAUACAUCAUUGUUGCUGCUAUUGUGGUUACCUAUAGCUUCCUCUACAUCUAUGUUGCCAUCCGAUUUCGACGUUUCCGCAAAUACCAAAGGCGUGCUAGCACGGUACAUGGCGACGAUCCUCGCCCAAAUCCUAAGCGCGAUCACCGCCGUGACAAUAGUGGGGAUGUCCCACCCACACCGCCUUUCACUGACUACGGAUUUCUCGAUUCGGCACGAGAUAGCCUAGCAAAGGAAAAAGACCCCAGUGAUCAUCAACGCUCGGUUGCCUCGACGAUGAGCAGUCUCAAUUUUGGUGGGAUCACGCCCAUUUCUUUACGACGACCCGAACAAUCUCUACGAGAUCCGGCCAGAUGGAACCCCUUAGACUGCGCUAUCAACGGUUAUUUCGACUCGCGAGUGAGGCGCAGUAGCCAUACGUCGUUUUCCAAUCCUGCCGCUUCAUCACCGCGUGCAGAAGCAACAAUCCCCAUCCGCCUGCCCGAGGUUAUUCAUUAUCAUCCGCCAAAGUCUUCCCAAUCUGCCAACGGCCAUUCUCGAUGGAAACAUUCGAGGUCGUUCGGUUCCAAUAGUGUAACAGGCUCCGUCUCUAAUAUAGCUAGUUCCCUGCGACGUGGGCUGCCGCGAGCCAACGGCUCAAGGCAAAGCUCCUCGUCAAAUUCCGUCUGUUGGCCCCAAGAAGAAACCGAAGACACGAUGCAACGAUCACGCAAGCAGCAGCGACAACUCCGCCUCCUAUUCGUUUACCCGGUGAUUUAUAUAAUAACGUGGGUUGCACCAUUCGUAUCGCACAUCUUGCGGUAUGAUGGCAACUAUAGCCUCGCUGGGGAAACGUUGGAACCUGUGGCAUUGCAGAUUAUUAGCAUUGCGAGCCUAUGCAUCGGUGCUGCUGUUGAUUGUUGCUUUUUCUGUGCUUGGGAAAAACCUUGGUUGCAUCUGCGUGGUGGUUUUUGGGGAGGUUUGGCAUCGAGGUUGCGGAUACGCACACCCUCACGGCGGCGACAACGGGGUAUGGGUCGUACACGCGAGGAACGAUUCAUGGACGCGAUGAUGGCGCGUGUACGCCGCGAGCAAGAGGAAAAUCUCGAAAAUAUGAGUAGCGAAGCCGCGGCCGCCGCUGGAAGGCCCUCAGUACACUGGACGCGACAGAACACAACACCUCGUGAAUGGUGGGAUGCAGUGGACGUGGAUGAUGUAUAUGAUGACGAUUCUUCUGAGACGAGCCGCCCCCAAUCACCCAGGAUACAAGCUGAAACUUAACAUAAUAUUAAUCACGAACAACACCAUACAUAUGAGGGCUGGGCGCCGAUAUGUAUCAAGGAACGAACAAGGAACGGCACUAACAUUCUACCACAUGCGGGUCAAAUUGGAAUAUUUACGCGGGGUGCAACGACGGUCACGAUAAGAUUUAUUUGCAUAUAUGCAUGGCACGGUGCUCGGUUUUCAUUUUGGGGGUUACAAUGGUAUUAUUGUAUACACAUCGCCUACGAAGUAGGCUGGAGGAGACAGGACGUGGGGGGGAAGGCCAUCCAUCUAGUCAUUCUUGACUUUACUACGUAUAUUGAAUCAGCGUUACCGGAGGUGGGGAGCAUUAAAAAAAAGGGAUGGCAUUGGGUGGCGUUACACAUGUAAUAAGCGUUGAGUUACAUCAAG
Daldinia caldariorum is the source of this 2607-nucleotide messenger RNA. Its product is annotated as G protein-coupled glucose receptor regulating Gpa2-domain-containing protein. Lineage: Eukaryota; Fungi; Ascomycota; Sordariomycetes; Xylariales; Hypoxylaceae. Gene Ontology annotation, cellular component: plasma membrane. Gene Ontology annotation, molecular function: G protein-coupled receptor activity. Gene Ontology annotation, biological process: adenylate cyclase-activating G protein-coupled receptor signaling pathway. The transcript has 2 exons. The record is from RefSeq and is a predicted model, not a curated record. The coding region runs from base 343 to 2214 and encodes 623 amino acids.